Oppiella nova is the source of this 366-nucleotide messenger RNA. The record is from the annotation of a GenBank genome assembly. NCBI's taxonomy places the organism in Eukaryota, Metazoa, Arthropoda, Arachnida, Sarcoptiformes, Oppiidae.
CCGAAGUGGCGAUCGUUGAGUGACUGCACAAACACUACGAACUCAACCACUUCUGACACGAAUCCAUCGAUUCAAUUGAGUCCCACUCUUAUCACAACCAGACAUCUAUUGUCUUAUAUCUCUUUGACUAUUAUAUCGUUUUUCUUCAUUGAAGUUUUGUUUCGCAUAUAUAGCGGAAAAUGCAAACUAUUUGGACAGCCGUUCGACUUAUUGGACGCAAUACUCGUUAACAUAAUCUUCAUAUUAAGUCUUGUCUUCUAUUUACAUGACUUUCACGACGAGAGUGGCGGCAAAGAGUUGUCACUCUUGUUAGUAGUGUUGCGUUUGUGGCGAAUCUUUCAGAUAAUUAAGUCAUUGAUAGAGGAA